Messenger RNA from Brienomyrus brachyistius, 1584 nucleotides. RefSeq names its product transcription factor A, mitochondrial-like. NCBI's taxonomy places the organism in Eukaryota, Metazoa, Chordata, Actinopteri, Osteoglossiformes, Mormyridae. The record is from RefSeq and is a predicted model, not a curated record.
CGCGAAGAGUUCAGUUUUUUCAUUGGACGUUUCUCAGAAAUCAUUGAAAAAUCAUUGGAUCUACUGCAUGACGUAGGCCAGACGGCGGCCUCUUAUGUACAUGUUUUGGCAAUCUGAUGAGUUUAAAGGAUUCCUAUAGUGGAAAUUUCAGUUUGAAAUAUUCGCAAAUACUCGUUUGUCUGGUGAUUAGACUGUGUUGUCCACUUUUGUCAGAAUGGAGACGUAUGAAAGUGCAGGGAUAUUGGAUUCGCAAAUAAUUUAAAAGACUGGUUCGCGGCUCGUAGACCUUUCUUUGGGACUGGCAGGUGUUUUACGGUCCAUGCCGUAUCCCGGAGGAUGCAGGCGGCUGUACUCAGAACUACAGUCAACCGAUCUGACGUUUUCUGAAGUAUGUCUGCAUAGAUAUAGGUUUUCAGGAAGACAUGGCUCUCCUCGGUUUAGUUUCAGCUUGUAGCGGCUAUCUAGUUAGACCUCUAAGUCUUAUCUCAAGUGCGUGUUUAAGAUGCAUCGCCGUGGUUCCAGUAAAGGGGUUCGGCACUUCAGAGGGGCCUCCAAGAAAACCCAUGAACGGGUACAUGCUUUUCGCACAACAGCAACGUCCCGUCGUUGUCAGGCAGAACCCAGGAUUUAAGAUCCUCGAGGUAACACAGAAAAUUGCAAUGCAAUGGAGAGAACUUACACCUGAACAGAAAAAGCCAUUUGAGGAGGCAUCAGCUGCGGCCAGGAAGCAGUAUAAUGCUGAGAUGGAGCGGUACAAGGCCCAGCUCAGUCCAUCUCAGGCUGCCGCUCUCAAGGAAGAAAAGAGGCAGAAAUUGGCCAAAAAAGAGGCUAUCAGGAAAAAGAGGGAGCUGACGGAUCUGGGAAAGCCCAAACGGCCAAGGACUGCUGUCAACAUCUUUAUGACGGAGCAUUUUGAGGAGGCCGAAGGGGAAACGAUGGUGGAGAAAUCAAAAGCUUUGCUGGACAUCUGGAAAAGUCUGAAUGCCACACAGAAACAGGUCUACCAGCGACUAGCAGAGGAUGAUAAGAUCCGCUACAAAGAUGAGAUGAACUCCUGGGAAGAGCAUAUGCAGGAGCUUGGGAGAGAGGACCUCAUUCGACGAAAAGCUGCAGGAGUGAAACCAAAAAGAGGGUGGGAAGGGGAAUCCAGAGUCAACUCCGCUAAAACCAAGGUGACUGUGAAGCCAGGUGACAGUAAGGAAUGGACUGAAAUGUGACGAAAUCCGUAUGAUUGAAGGUGAAAAUCACUAGGUGCUAAAAUGCUAAAGGAUUUUUUACAGUCUCUUUUGUAGCCAGUUGUAUAAUUGUUCUGUUUCAAGUCCUUAGCCAUUAUAAAUGCCAGGGACCUAACAGUAAUUGCAUAUUAGAGGUUAGGAAUUAUCCACACACCCCAGAAAGGCCAACUUAAAUUUGAAUCUACACUUCAUAGUGUAUUUUCUAAUUGUCACUAAACAAACUGUACUGUGAAAAUGUCUCACAGGCAAUAUAAAAGUAACAAUCAUCUGUCCCUGAGUUGUUACAAAAGCCAUUUGACAUUUAUUUUGUACUAAUACUGUUUUCAUUAAAGAUUUUGAUUUUACAUUA